Molecule: messenger RNA, 612 nt
Organism: Soboliphyme baturini
Lineage: Eukaryota; Metazoa; Nematoda; Enoplea; Dioctophymatida; Soboliphymatidae
Source: the annotation of a GenBank genome assembly
AUGCGGAUAAGUGGCGUAUGGGCUAUGGUGAUUGGUUUGCAGUACGCCGCGAAAUAUGGUGUUAAAGGAAUUAUCCUAGUAGUGGCAAACAUCAAAUCUUCUGACACCGUUUUCGAAGUUGGUCCAGGUACUGGAAAUUUAACUGUUAGGCUUUUGGAAAAAGCAAAGAAGGUCGUUGCCUGUGAAAUUGAUUAUCGGCUUGUUGGAGAGUUGCAGAAACGGGUCCAGUCAUUAUGCCUGCAGAGCAAAUUAGAUAUAAUUACUGGCGAUGUGCUGAAGGUUGAAUGGCCUUUCUUUGAUGUGUGCGUCGCAAAUUUACCUUUUCAAAUAUCGUCGCCGUUUGUGUUUCGGCUACUUCUUCACCGUCCUCCAUUCCGAAAGGCGCUACUUAUGUUUCAACGUGAGUUCGCCCAACGACUGGUCGCUAAGCCCGGUGAUAAGCUGUACUGUCGUUUGUCUGUGAAUGCGCAGCUUUUGGCCAAAGUGGACCAUGUUAUGAAGGUGGGCAAAAAUAACUUCAGGCCGCCUCCAAAGGUAGACGCUAGCGUUGUACGUUUCGAGUUGCGAAUGCCUCCGCCGCCUAUCAAUUACCAAGUUAGUGAUUACUAUUAA